UUUUUUUUUUUUUUUUUUGGGUUUUGGUUGGCUCUGAUUUUGUGUUCUGUGUUUGUUUGACUCCGAAGAAAACACUGUAGCUUUCUUUCUAUCUGGAGGCUCUCUCUAUCUCUCUCUGCGUGUUCUUUGGCUUUUCUUCGGAUUAUUGAUGCUUUCGUUGUGAAUUUAUUAUUUUCUCUUUUCUUUUCUUUUCUUUUUCUUUCUUUUUUUUGGGGAGAUUUUGGCGAUGUGUGGACCAACCUAUACGCGUGUAUUUGAUUUUACGUUUGGCUUUGCGAUUUCUUGUGGCUUCGUAAGAGAUGUUUGAUUGGGACGACGAAGAGCUUGCAAAUAUAAUAUGGGGUGAGGCUGCUGAAAGUGAUGACCAUAUUGUGCCUUAUCCUGAGGCAAGCGAAGAUUGUGGCAACAAGAAGGAAUUGAACCAAGAAGCUUCUAUUACUAAACCUACUGAGCAGAAGACACCUGGAGCUAAAAUUGACUUGCAUGGGAGGAAGUUAGAGAGUGGUUCCAACUUAGGCAUAGAUGGAGGAGUUGUUGCCAAAGGAUUUGGAAUGGAGUCAUGGCCUGAUUUGUCAUUAUCUAACAUUGCUAAAUCUGAUGAGGAUCCCUUGGGUACUGAAGUAUCUAACAGUUUAUCUGAAAUUAGCAAAUAUGAUACUUCAAGGGGGACAAGUCAACUAGAUAAAGAUGCUGAACUUUAUCCAAAUACUCAGGAAGGAAAGGAACAAGGUGAUUUUGUUGACUAUGGGUGGGCUACCAUUGGAAGUUUUGAUGAUCUUGAUCGCAUAUUCAGUAAUGAUGACACUAUAUUUGGUAACGUAAGUAUUGGUAAUUAUGAUGGGUUAUGGUCUUCCUCCAAAGAUGAUACUAACAGCCCUGCCAAAUCAGUUCCCAUAUCAUCUGAGUCACCUAGUUUGGGUUCGGCAACAUUAAUGACUGCAUCUCAGCAUUUGGAUGUUAAAACAGAAUGCACGGAACAAGAUGACCAGUCAUGUACUCUCCGCUAUGGGAAAAUUGACAAUUCUUCAUUGCAUGCAUCUCUGGAUCAUGCAGAAGAUGCUGGAGGUAAAAGUAACCCCAUAGCAAAGGAGCAGACAGAUUUAGACAAAGAGAGAAAGGCUAUUGUAACAAGUACUCAGCCAGCUACUGAAAAUGUUGCUACCCCAAAGUUAAAUGAAAAUGCUGAUAAGGUAACUGGGCCAAAAAAGCAAUUAAAGUGUCGUAGAAAGCUGCAGGAGAAAAGUGAGGGGAAGGGUUUGCAAGACUUGUAUGGUUCCUGGUCCUCAUCAAGAAAUCCUUCUAGACAAUUUGAGAACCAAUUGGCAAAAGCCAUGGUUCAAUCUUCUCCCUCUUCAGUUGAUCAGAGGCAGCUUCAUGGACCUGAGUCGUUUCAGUACCAGAACAUCUCAAAUCAAUUUGUGGCCCCUUCUGCAUAUGGAAAUCUGAUGAAUUCAUACUCUUCCAUGCCUGUUCAGUCUCAAAAUCGGUCUGAGGAAUUUAAGCAUCAAUCUAUGCUUCCCAGUUAUGAACUUUCUCCCACUAAUGUGAUUCAUGUAAACAAGUCGGUUGAAGCUCCUGGCAAACCUCUGACCAUGACUCCUCAGGAAAAAAUUGAAAAGUUAAGGAGGCGGCAACAGCUGCAGGCAAUGCUUGCUGUUCAGAAACAGCAGCAACAAUUUAGUCAUCAGAUCUCUUAUUCCAACCAUUCCACCACUCAAAAAUGUCCCCAGGAAAAUCAAAUUCAGCAAUUUGAGGGAGCUGACCUCGAAGUUGAAGAUCUAAGCACUCUGCCUUCUCUGGAGCCAAACUCACCUGUAGAACAAGAUGAUUCCAACACCAUCUCCGCAGCAGUUGAAGAUAACUCCAUGGAGGAAACAAUACUUUUCAGGCUUCAGGAUAUCAUAACAAAGUUGGACAUCAAAGUAGGACUUUGCAUACGUGAUAGCUUGUUCCGCUUGGCUCAAAGUGCGACACAAAGGCAUUAUGCCAGUGACACAGGCAGUAGCAACAAAAGUAGCAAGAAUGAACACGAAGGUGUUGCAAAGGAUGAAAUCAAUAGUCGGAACAGAUAUUCAAAGAUGCCUGAUGUUGGAACAGAGACCAAUCCCAUAGACCGAACUGUGGCUCAUUUGCUCUUUCAUAGGCCUUUGGAAUUGUCAGGUAAACAUCCUGAGACACCAGAGUCGCCCAUUUCUAAUAAGUUUCCCUUUGAACGGAGAACGGCAGCGAUUGUGAACAUGCCAUUAGGAUCCUUGUCCGAGACUUCAAAAGACAAACUGUCUCUCCCUCACCAACCAUCUAAAGAUUGUUCUGCAUUGCUCGAGUCCCAGCCUGUGGACCAGUAUAAGAAUAGUCCUUGCAUGGAAACUUCAGAGAAUGCAUCUAACAAUGGACUGACAGAUGGUGGAGCUAUGGCAGUUGAAUCUUCUCAAUGAGCAGAGAUGUAAUCCAAAACUAUGCAAGGGUAAAUUCCUUCCUUUAUCUCUUUCAUGCAUGUUAUUAUUAAUUAAUUUUCCUCGUGUAUGGAUGUAUGGAUUUACUGGUAAUGUAGAGGUUGUAUUUUAUUGUCAGCCUACUGGAUCUUUCAUGAAAAUGUCGAUCAUGGUGCCUCAGACAACAUUACCAAGUUGGAUCUUUUUAGAGUCAAGCAGCAUCUAUGCAUGUUAGAAGGAUUGAGUUCAGUUUAGCUAUAUUUCUAUUGUCCUAAGUCAGACUGGUCUAUUAUCGUCGGCAUACUUGACAUAUUUAAGACCAUAUUUGAUAAGUCCAUCGUUAGAUGUGUAUUAUUGUGUGAUGGAUGAAGGGAUUAAGCCGCUAAACAUCCAAAAAUCUCAGCGGAUUUUGUGAAAUCCGGCAUUUAAUUAUAUACUUAUAUUUCCAAUUUA
Ziziphus jujuba (common jujube) is the source of this 2885-nucleotide messenger RNA. Its product is annotated as protein LNK2. Gene Ontology annotation, biological process: regulation of DNA-templated transcription; circadian rhythm. The record is from RefSeq and is a predicted model, not a curated record. Lineage: Eukaryota; Viridiplantae; Streptophyta; Magnoliopsida; Rosales; Rhamnaceae. The transcript has 8 exons. The coding region runs from base 300 to 2435 and encodes 711 amino acids.